Molecule: messenger RNA, 1745 nt
Organism: Somion occarium
Lineage: Eukaryota; Fungi; Basidiomycota; Agaricomycetes; Polyporales; Cerrenaceae
Source: the annotation of a GenBank genome assembly
GGCCGCGACUUCUGCCUUGCAAAUGACUGCAUAACUAAAGACUACGAAAUUCGGCGUCGCUCUCGAUUGAGAGGGAAAGUCGGCCCGUCCGAAGCGAACCCACAGUCUCCCACAGGCAGUGUAGCGACAUGGAUCCCAGGAAUACUUUUCAUGUAGCGGAUUGGAGCUAGGUUCUCUCCCUCGCUAAGUAGAUAGAAUAGAGAACAGUAGGUUCGCUUCUAUUCUCUAGGAUACUCUCGGAAGACAAUCGUUCCCGUCACAUAUACGCCGCAGUAGAAUUCCAUUCAGACCGCAUAUUCUUCAUUUGUUGCCCCGCAACAACGCGGCCGAUUUUGACAGAGUACUGCUUUACACCUGAGCAACUCGACGCGCCACGAUGGGGAGCGAGAGGGAUUCAGGUCGUAGCCUCCUGACGAGACUUCCAAUCGAGUUGCUGGUGCAAAUACUCAGCAUUCUGGACGGUGCCGAGAUAGUAAGAUGUAAAAAGAUCUCCAGAUACUUCAAAUCCAUUGUAGACGAUAAUGUGCUGUUGCAGUACAUAGUCGAACUUGAUGCCGCCGGAUAUUACGACAUCCGAAAGCCAGACGUAUCGCUGGUUGAUCGUUUGAAAGCGUUUCGCAACUCACAGCGGGCGUGGAGAGAUCCCAGACCGAAAUGUAUAAUAGCCGGUAUGCGCACGGAGAUUCCAUCGUACGCCAGGAUGGUGGAGAUCUCUUACAGGCAUAGCUAUUCUAUCAAUUACAGCAUGCGUAACAGAAGUACCUCCGACUGCGAAACUGCUGUGGGGAUAGUGGAUACCCGACCUGUCUUGGAGUUUUCCCAUCCAAAGUUCACCCGUGAACCAUUGACCGUUCCCACACAUGAAGGCUUGCGAUUGUCGCCGGAUAUGGAUCUCAUGGUGGCUAUCCAGCGUGAUAGAUUCCUCUUUCUAACGUUAGAGGGGAAACCGCAUCCUCUUGCGGCGCGUCCGAAUUUCCAGUCUGACACAACCAUAUACAGUCCGCGUGGUUGGGUUGAUGCAGCCGGAAGUUUCGUUGUACUUGUGCAGUCGGACUGCCUCGGUCUUUCCGUGUAUGACUGGAUAUCCGGAGACGUGUGGGGCCUAUAGUAUUGUCGUAUCAAUUCGCAGGCGUGGUUGUCACUAGAGAAGGUUAUCUUUUGAUAGCCACUCACGCGCCCGAGCAUAACUCAGCUGCACUUCAUCUCGUUAUCUUGCGGAAAGAAGCCAGCCUGACCAGGUCCCCCUUUAGUAUCAUAGCGACACCUUCCUUGGACCUCGGUUUGCCGGGCUUGUUCCCGUAAUCGGCUUUUACUUGGGUGACGGGUGUGAGGCUACGCAUACCUGCUUUGCGACUUCCUCAUCCAGUCUAGUCGGAUUGAGUCUGAAUUAUGCCUCUUUCUUCAUGCGUCUCAGCAGCCUUCUUUCCAUGCUCGACAGGGAUACUACAUCGAUCCAGGUCUUUCCAUGGGAAGCGUGGGGUCCACGACACACCCGUGCAUUCACAAACCAUCUAGUCCAUGAUUAUGCAUCGGUGUAUGGUAAUCGGGUCGUGGCCUUCAAACUUGGGAAAAUCUUUGACUUUAAUCCCUUGGAUAUUGCAACGCAUUGCUAUGGACCGACAGAGUCUGACGAUCGCCGUACGCGGAAUGAAGCAAUUACGACAUCCACUGUCUUCCCGCUAGAACACCCCACGGGUUUUUGGACGACGUCGUCACGUCCCUGCCGUACCGUGAAACUUCUCUAG